This is a messenger RNA of Fusarium oxysporum Fo47, 1908 nucleotides long. RefSeq lists its product as uncharacterized. The record is from RefSeq and is a predicted model, not a curated record. The coding region runs from base 1 to 1908 and encodes 635 amino acids. The transcript has 6 exons. NCBI's taxonomy places the organism in Eukaryota, Fungi, Ascomycota, Sordariomycetes, Hypocreales, Nectriaceae.
AUGUCUUGGAUGACUGAUGACGAGGCGGCGACCGAAGUCGGGACAUGGAGGAGUGAGCCUAACACGAAAGAGCUUAAACCAGCUCUUGUUACCAGAAGGGCCUUGUGGGCCUUGUACCAGAAAGAAAACGAGAGCUGGGCUGCCUCCGUGGCCAAAGUGGGCAUCAAAGCUGCAAGCUCCGUGUUAACCGGGUCAGGAACCUUGAGUGCCGUUGAAUGGUUGGCUGACACCCUUAAAGAAAAGGCGACAGAAGAACUGGUUGAAAAGGUUCUAGAAUCGGGCUUUGACUACAUCGCUGGCGCUCAUGUAGCGAAAAGCAGUGACAAGUACAAGAUCCAAGCCAACAAUCACUUCGCCACAAAGGUUGCUUCUGGUUUCCUGACCAUUUUGGUGUCGGCCGUUGGUGGCACCUUGACUGUUGUAUCAGGAGGCACUACCGUCGCGAUGGGCGCCAUCGCCCUUCUCGUCUGGAUUGGCGAGAAAAAUGAGGCUGUCAAGCGUGACCGCUGGCACGACAUCAUCGAAAGCGCCAUGGCCAAGUACAACACUAUCCGUGAAAAGAGGCUUUCGGAGAUCAAGCAGAAACAUCUCACACAGCUUGAGCAGCUCGUCAAGAGCAAUGCCUUCCAGGACCUUGAGGAUGCAAAACUUGUGAGGUCGUAUGAGUGGAAAAAGGGCAACAGCACUGUCAGAGCACGGUACCCCAACAAACUGCUGAAGAAACUCUGGCUACUCUUGAAGGGUAUGAUCGAUGGAACAGUGGCUAAACAGGUCUGGGUCAUGGAUGUCCUUGAGGUUGCCCGAGUGUACUCGGAAGAAACCAGAGAGCUCUGGCAAGCCAUUGAGGCAAAAAAGAACCCGAGGCCCAAUCUGUUCAACAAGGACGAGAUUCGGGACUUUCUAGAGUUCCAAGUCGACAGCCACAUCGAAGUGGACAGACUCCCCGAGACCAAAACACAGAAAGCUUUGGAAGUUCUCAGGGGAAGUAUGGCCAACGAAUACGGUGAAGUUACUCAGAUGGAAGACAAGGAGGGUGAUUUUAAAGAAGACGACAUGGACGAAUAUAAGGCUACAAUUAACAGCCCAAAGGUAUCUAACCCCAACCCUGCCCCUCAGGGCGGCAAGAGUAACAUAAGGAAUGGCUCUUCGUUCCUUAAUGCACUCGGGCGUCCAAGCCGCGCAAUGAAUUAUAGCAGCCGUUCAGUAACGAAAAGACCACGCGCUGCUAUCGCAUGUGACCCAUGUCGGCAAUCCAAAUCCAAGCACAAUCUGGUCUGUGUCUACUCUCAUACUGGAGGAGAUAAACGUUUGAAUCGCCGAGCAGAACGUCGGAGAAAGCGGCGCCGUCCAUACACCGGCGAGUGUGAGCUCAGUUCGGCGACCAACAUGCACUCGAACCAUGCAAUCUUCUGGUCUCUAAAUGAAAUCGUUACCAAAGUUGGGACGAGUUCCGGCCUUCUCCUCCAUCCUGAGCGUCUCCGGAAUAGCCAGGAUAACACGGAUUACGGUCCACUACCAGACCCCCCUUCCUCUUCAGUUCCAGGAUAUGGUACUGAUCGUGUUGGCACUGACUUGCUUCCUGAGCGUCAAACAGCCGUUAGAUGGAUAAUUCAAUUCUCUGACACUGUAGGGAGCCUGCUUCCUUACAUCAGUGAAGCUAGUUUGUUAUCCGGUCUCGAUGAGGUGCUGAAUAGAGCUGGCAAUACUCAGAGAUCAAUAAGGCCGAUGCUGGCAUUACUCAACAUAGUGUUUGCUUUCGCCCUGUCUGUUACCCAGGAGCACUCACCAGAGACAUACUACCGCCAGACCUUGGGUUUACUUGAUCCUGAAGCGCUUUGCGUGUCGAGCUCGAGGUUACACGCUUUUGCUCCUGGCUCUGUAUCAGCAGAACAGCCAACGUUCUACUGA